AUGGCACCAGUUGACAUUGCCGGUCCUAUAGUAAAGGAUGGAAAAUUAGAAAAGAAACCCAUUAGUUUCAUUAACCUUGCCGUAGGCGCAGGGUUAAACAUGUUUGAAGUAUCUACACUUGGUCAACCUUUCGAAGUUAUCAAAACUCAUUUGGCAGCGAAUCGAAAUGAUAAUAUCUUGAUAUCUUUGAAAAAGACCUUCAAAAGAGGUGGAAUUUUAGGGUUUUAUCAAGGAUUAAUACCAUGGGCUUGGAUUGAAGCUAGUACAAAGGGCGCAGUACUUAUCUUCACUGCCAGUGAAUUCGAGUACAGGGCACGUGUCUCUGGAGCGUCACCUUUUUUGGCGGGAAUUCUUGGUGGUAUGGGAGGUGGUUUAGCACAAGCCUACACCACUAUGGGGUUUUGUACUUUUAUGAAAACCGUAGAGGUUACUCGUCAUAAAGCUCCUGCAGGACAAGAAGUAUCAACUAUCAAAGUUGCAUCUGAGAUUUGGAAAAAAGAAGGUAUCCGCGGAAUUAAUAAAGGUGUAAAUGCCGUAGCAGUUCGACAAUGUACCAAUUGGGCUAGUAGAUUUGGAUUGACAAGAGCAGGUGAAACUGCAAUUAGGAGAAUUAGAGAUGGUGAUGUACCAGAUUAUAGUAGACCAUUGUCCCCAAUCCAGAAAAUCCUGGCUAGUGCCAUUGGAGGAGGUUUGUCUUGUUGGAAUCAACCUAUCGAAGUAAUUAGGGUUGAAAUGCAAUCUCAGGUUAAAGCAGCAGGAAGACCUGAGAAAAUGACGAUUUUUUCUUGUGCUAAAUACAUUUAUAAGAAUAAUGGUUUGAAAGGAUUUUAUCGUGGUGUAACUCCCAGAAUAGGUUUAGGUAUUUGGCAGACUGUUUGUAUGGUAUUUGGUGGAGAUGCAGUCAAGGCUAAAAUUGCUCAAAGGCAAGCCGCGAAGAUUUAA
This is a messenger RNA of Funneliformis caledonium, 942 nucleotides long. The record is from the annotation of a GenBank genome assembly. Lineage: Eukaryota; Fungi; Glomeromycota; Glomeromycetes; Glomerales; Glomeraceae.